UCGAGUUCAUCACUUCCUCGGUCCAAUGGCUCUUCCCAAUUCCAGGCUCCUUCUGGCAUCUCCAAGCUCCAACUUCCAAGACUCCAGCUUCCAGCAGACUUCCGGAACAGGGUCGCCGGAUGCGGGGCCCGGCGACGGCGCCGUCGCGGCCAUCGUCGUGAUCGUCAUCAUCGUGAUAGUCGUCAAGAUUGCCGUAUGCUGGUGCAUCGCCAAGCGGUGCGUGGAGAGGGUGAGGGAGGAGGCGGCUGCCGCGGCGGUCGCGGCGGCGCAGCAUCCCGCCUACCCGCUGUUCCCCGACAACCACAUCAACCACGCGACCGUCGAGAAGUUCCUCUGGGAGAUCCGGCACGAGAAGCCGUUCAGGUUCACGCCGUCCCAGCUCGCCGAAUUCACGGCCAACUACUCCACCCCUCUGGGCUCCGGCGGCUUCGGCGCCGUCUUCAAGGGCGCGCUCCCCAACGGCCUCGCGGUGGCCGUCAAGGUGUUCCACAGCAGCUUGGACAGGAGGUCCGGCGAGGAGCAGUUCAUGGCGGAGGUGGGCACCAUCGGACGGACGCACCACGUGAACCUCGUCAGGCUCUUCGGCUUCUGCUUCCACGACUCCCUGCGCGCGCUCGUGUACGAGUACAUGGAGCGCGGCGCGCUCGACGCGUACCUCCUCGGCCCGGCGGGCCUCGCCGCGCGGCUCCCGGCGCUGCUCGACAUCGCCGUCGGCGUGGCCAGGGGGGUCCGGUACCUCCACGAGGAGUGCCAGCAGAAGAUCGUGCACUACGACAUCAAGCCCGGGAACGUGCUCCUCGACGCCGCGCUCACGCCCAAGGUCGCCGACUUCGGGCUCGCGCGCCUGGUGAACCGCGCCGACACGCACGUGUCCGUCUCCGGCGUGCGCGGCACCCCCGGGUACGCCGCGCCGGAGAUGUGGAUGAUGGCCGGCGUCACGGAGAAGUGCGACGUGUACAGCUUCGGCAUGCUCCUGCUCGAGAUCCUUGGCCGCAGGAGGAACUUCGACGGCGGCGCGCCCGAGAGCCAGCAGUGGUUCCCCAAGCUGGCGUGGACCAAAUACGAGGCCGGAGAAUUCAUGGACCUGCUUGCCACCGGCGAAGGCGAGGGCGGCGGCGGCGAGGAGGAGGAAGAGGAGAGGCAGGGCUGCAAGGAGAUGGUGGAGAGGAUGUGCAAGGUGGCGUUCUGGUGCGUGCAGCAGCAGCCGGAAGCGAGGCCGCCCAUGGGCGCGGUUGUGAAGAUGCUGGAGGGGGAGAUGGACAUCGCACCGCCGAUCAACCCGUUCCAGCAUCUCAUGGCAGCGCCUGGGGUGGGAGUCAACCCGUGGAUGACGACGACCACGACAGGCAGUGCCACAGUCAACACGCAAACGGUAUGGGCAAACCGCGUUUCCAAGGGCAGCAACGAGAUCAUAUCGAUUUAUUAGACGGGCUGCGAUAAUGUAGUCGAUCGUCCCACGACCACGAUUGAGGCAUGGCCUCUCGAGUCUCGAACCACUAUACUCCACCACGAUAGCAACCGGGGCAACUAUGUGCUAUUGCACAGACUGGAUCUGUUUGGUAGCACUUCACUUCGUACAAUUCAGAUUCAAUAUUGAUUCUCCGUACCAAAUAUAUAUGCUCCUAAAACUCCAGAUCCAGAAAAUUCACGAAUCUGGGGGCUAGAUCCAUGGAUUUUGUGGACCUCCUCAAAGGGUG
This is a messenger RNA of Panicum virgatum (switchgrass), 1697 nucleotides long. RefSeq names its product G-type lectin S-receptor-like serine/threonine-protein kinase SD2-5. NCBI's taxonomy places the organism in Eukaryota, Viridiplantae, Streptophyta, Magnoliopsida, Poales, Poaceae. The transcript has 2 exons. Gene Ontology annotation, molecular function: ATP binding; protein kinase activity. Gene Ontology annotation, biological process: protein phosphorylation. The record is from RefSeq and is a predicted model, not a curated record. Bases 26 to 1426 code for a protein of 466 amino acids.